AGAAAGUGUCCGUUUGGCAAUUGAGAAUGAAAGAUAAAAAUCCGACCGUUGCAAACUAUCUAUCCGUUACCCAACUUGGAAAAACCUCAAAAUGAUCAAUCUCUCAUGUUUGGUUCUUCCCACCCACCAUUUCCAUUGACAUUUGAUCCCCACUCCACAAAAAAAGAAAAAACAAAGUGAGUUCUAGAGAGAGAAAGUUCAUCUUCUUCAAAAUCCUAUCACCAUGGUUGCUAGAACCCCACCAAAGCUCAGAAAAAUGGCUGCCGCUCCUCUCAAUCCCACCCUCCUAAAAGAAACCCUACAAAAGGUGGAUAAAUGUAUGGAGAGAUUGCAGGAGCUUCAAUAUGUAGUUGCAGGUGGAAAAAAGGUAAUAUCAGGUGUGAAUCUAAGCCCACGUAGCACCAGAGGAUAUCUGAAGACAAGUCUUCGUUGCAAACAAGAAUCUUUAAGGAUUAAGAAUGGUAAUCCUAAGAAAUCUCCAAACGGGAAGUUUCCAAUCAAUUCCGGGGAAUGGCGGCGGAUGUCUUUGCCGGCGAUGCUGGUUGAAGAAACUGUUGGGGAAAUUCUUCAAGCAAGCAAAUUUGCUAGACAAAUAGUAUCAACAGUUAAUUCCACCACAAACAAGAUUCAUCCUUCCGAUGACAACAGUGAUGACAACCCAAAAACCCCACCUUCCCGGAGACAGAGUCCGGCGAGGAAGAACCCAGAGAAAACCCAGCUCCGGGCAAGGAGGAAAAGAGAGAAACAAGUUGUUCUACAAUCAAUCCGAUCAGAUAUCGCCGGUACUCCGACUGCCCACCUCCAACGAGCUAAAUCGAGAAUCAAUUUCAAAUCUUCUUCACCACUGCAAAGAGAGAAAGAAAAUGUUAGUUAUUUGGCAAACAGAGUUUCUCCAAGAAACAGGCCAUGGGAGAGAAAGACUGUUCUAUUUCCCAACCCAUUAUUCCGCUCUUCAUCAUCACCAACUUCACAGAAAAUGAAAUUUUCCAAAACAAAUUCUCCAAUUAUCGGAAAAAACAGACAGACAACAACUACUACUACUACAACAGCGACUCCUCACAAAUUCUUGAUCAAGAAGACGGCUAAGAUAAGAAGCCCACCACUCUCUAUCUCCCCCACGAGACCUUCCAUAAACAUGGGUAAGAAUUCUCUCAAGCCAUCAUCAUCAUCAUCAUCUAAAUUUUCAUCUGCUGCUGUUACUACCACAAUGGCAAAGAUAAGGAGAUCAAUUUCACCUUCAAGAUUGGCAAACAGAUUGAUAUCUCCACUGAAAAGCAGAAAAUCAUAUGAUGGUUUGAUGAUGACCAACAGUCUAAAGCAGCAACAGAAGCAGCCGUCACUGCCCACUGCUACUCCGAUUCGGUUGUUCUCUAUUCGGAGAGUUUAAGGUUCUUCUUUGUGAUAUGUGUUCUCCAUGUCCAAUUCAUAUGUGUCCCAUCCCAUGUCUUCUCUUCUACUUAAAGAGAUUCUUCAAUUUGUACUCUCUUCAUUUGGGUUUUCAAGUUCCUUAUUUUUACAGUGUGAUAGAUUCUUCAAUAAAUUGAAUGUUAUAUUUUAUUCUCAA
Molecule: messenger RNA, 1564 nt
Organism: Impatiens glandulifera
Lineage: Eukaryota; Viridiplantae; Streptophyta; Magnoliopsida; Ericales; Balsaminaceae
Product: microtubule-binding protein TANGLED
Exons: 4
Coding region: 224-1387 (387 amino acids)
Biological process (GO): regulation of phragmoplast microtubule organization
Molecular function (GO): microtubule binding
Source: RefSeq, a predicted model, not a curated record